This is a messenger RNA of Closterium sp. NIES-65, 561 nucleotides long. Lineage: Eukaryota; Viridiplantae; Streptophyta; Zygnematophyceae; Desmidiales; Closteriaceae. The record is from the annotation of a GenBank genome assembly.
AUGACCCUGCAUGCUACUGCUGGUGGUGGUGGCAGUGGCGCUGGUGGUGGUGGCAGUGGCGCUGGUGGUGGUGGUGGCGGCGGCGGCGGCGGCGGUGGUGGUGGUGGUGGUGGUGGUGGUGGUGGUGGUGGUGGUGGUGGUGGUGGUGGUGGUGGUGGUGGUGGUGGUGGUGGUGGUGGUGGUGGUGGUGGUGGUGGUGCUGCUGCUGCUGGAACUGGUGGUGGUGUUGGGAAAGGUGUUAGGGAUAUGGGAGUGAGGGAUAUGAGAGUGAGGGAUAUGGGUAUGAGGGAUAUGGGAGUGGUGGAUAUGGGAGUGAGGGAUAUGGGAGUGAGGGAUAUGGGAGUGAGGGAUAUGGGUGUGAGGGAUAUAGGAGUGAUGGAUAUGGGUGUGAGGGAUAUGGGAGUGGGGGAUAUGGGAGUGGGGGAUAUGGGAAUGAGGGACAUGGGAAUGAGUGAUAUGGGAGUGAGUGGUAUUAGAGAUAGGGAUAUGGGAGUGAGUGGUAUUAGAGAUAGGGAUAUGGGAGUGAGGGAUAUGGGGAGUGAGAGGUAUGGGAAUGAGUGA